Messenger RNA from Eupeodes corollae, 723 nucleotides. It is a transcript of the gene Svip, whose product is annotated as small VCP/p97-interacting protein. Gene Ontology annotation, cellular component: endoplasmic reticulum membrane. The transcript has 3 exons. The record is from RefSeq and is a predicted model, not a curated record. NCBI's taxonomy places the organism in Eukaryota, Metazoa, Arthropoda, Insecta, Diptera, Syrphidae. Bases 142 to 381 code for a protein of 79 amino acids. Gene Ontology annotation, biological process: negative regulation of retrograde protein transport, ER to cytosol; negative regulation of VCP-NPL4-UFD1 AAA ATPase complex assembly; positive regulation of autophagy.
AAUUUGUUUUUAGCAAAAUCAAAGUGAAAGAAUAGCAAAGUGAAUCCGUACAAAAAUUUGCAUUUCAAUUUAAUUUUUUAAACAAUAAUUUAUAUAAAUUAAAGCACAAAACUAACUAAAAGACUGUUUUUCUUAUUCACCAUGGGUUGCGCUUGCUGUAAAGAUAGCUCCGAAGAAUCGGAAUUAAUGCCAUCAGUUGAAACCCGAAGAAGACUUCAAGAAGAAGCUGCUGAAAAACGUCGACAAGAAAACGAACAGCGAGGUAUAAAAGAUCCGGAAAAAUUCCGAAGACAAAAAGAACGUGCCGAGGAGCUGGAACGACGCGAAAGGGAAGCCGCUAAACAAGGUGGUGCUCCUGUCUUGAAGUGGCAGCAAGAUUAAACUAGGAUUAUAGCCAACUCUAUAUCACAUCAUCAUCACAGCUAAAGUAUAUCACACCAAAUAAAUAAAAAACUAAUCCAAACAAACAUUUGUUUGUGCGACUAACAUAAUCGAGUUUUUAAGGGUAAUCCUCUUAAUCUAUUUUUAUACCUAAAAAGCCCAACAAAAAAAACAAGCCAAUUGGGCAAUCCAAAGUUGUUUCGACUUUUCUAGUAAUUUUUAUACUACGCUUUGUUAUACGUCGUUUUGUAGGUAUUAUUACCGUUAUUACUAUUGUAUUUGUUAUAUUAUUUGUUAAUUUUUAAAAAAUUUAAAUAAAAAUUUUAUUCUUGUUCUUAAUAA